AUGUCAGACUCCAAAUCCAAUCCCGUUCCGGUCAUCCUCCCUCCAAACUACACCUCAAUAACAGCUUCAGAAUCGUUUCCAUCCCCGGACUAUGGAACAGUGACAUGGCAUACCCUCUUCUCUGCCCCGAAAACCAACACCUCGGACAUGAGCGCCGGGAUAGCAGUCUGCUCACCGCGGACCGGACAUCUGUGCCCACACAGACACAAACAAGCAGAGAUUUAUUAUAUUAUUGAAGGGCAGGGGGAGGUCACAAUUGAUGGAGUGAAAAGCCCGGUCAGCAAGGGAAGCACGGUGUUCAUUCCCGGUGAUGCCGAGCACGGGAUUGUGAACAGCGGAGAGGAGGAGCUGAAGUGGUUCUACGUGUUUCCCACCGGAUCGUUCGAGGAUGUCAUUUAUCGGUUUUCGAAAGAUGAGAGGAGGGGAGCGCAGUCCAGCUCUACUCUAUCCCGAUGUCGGCGAUGCGAGAGACUCAAUCUGGCUUGCACUUUUCUGUCACCAUCGAAGAUCCGAGGGCCUAAGAAACGAGCAAAUUCCGCCGAACAAGUUGAUCGUCAUACGCCCCGUACACAGUACUGGACGGACGAUAUUUGCGACCGAGAUCUAUUCGAGACCAUCAUGCAGGAUUAUCUAACAUACCUGUAUCCGAUGGUUCCAAUAGUUCAUCGCCCAUCAUUCAAAAAAGCCCUCCAGGAAGAGCACUAUGAUGAAGGCUUCUCCGCGCUAACAGCCACCAUCGCCGCGCUGGUCGUGGCGACCAUGCCGGGAAGAUUUCAGGCCUACCAAGCACACGACCCACCGCUCAGGUUUUCGUCUCGAAAAGAGAUGGUGCAUUUUUGCUAUCAGAAGGCUAUGGCUCUACGAAGACCGUCCUAUUACGAUCAUCUUAAUUUCCAAAAGUUUUCUAUCUCCUACCUUUUGUUCGCUGCGUUCUUGCAACUCGGAGAUCAUAAUUGGGGACGGAUGGUGAGUGUCGAGGCGUUUCAACUUGCUCGAUUAUUGAAUCUGCACUGUAUAUCCGAAUAUCAAGGUCUGAAUUGUAUCGAAACACAACUUCGGAAAAAAGGCUUUUGGUUACUUUUCUACUCUCAUGUGCACGGAACAUCACAAAGUGUUCUAGGCGAACGUUUGUCCUACUUGGACAAUGUCACCAUGCAAUCGAUCAACCCAGAAGACCUGAUGCCCUUAGAGGUACCAGACGAAUCCAUUCUCGAGAAUGAAGUGUUCAUGCCCGCCGACCCAGCGCCAUGUCUGGAAACCGGCUUCGUCCUCCACUCCCGAGUAUUCUGGGCCGCAAUCCGGGCCACAUGUCCGAAGACGGCUGCCGAAGAUCCAUGCCCGUGUAUCCGAGCACACCACCCCCAGCUUCAAAUAUCAUAUCUCCAAGAACGGCUAGCAAGCCUCAAGCAUAUACUGGAUGAUAUCCCCGUCGACUUCCAGGUUUGGCAAUCUGAAGGGCGGAACAAAGAUCUAUCCACAACAACAGACUCCCAAUACUCGUCUUUGCGGGUAAAUAUUCAUGUUACACAUCUGUGGCUACAGAGCCUUAUUAUGGACCAGCUGGAAGCUACGCAUGCACAUCAACAGGAACGUGGUUUGUCUUUGCACACGAUCGAUCAAAGGGCGAUUUGGGGAGACAGAGAAGAACUCUGUCGUCGAUUGUUCUUCAUCAUUUAUAAUUUUCCUCCGCUCAGCUUGGAGACUAACGGACUGCAUCUUGCGAAUAAAGUGCGAGAUAUUUCGGCUAGUCUACUCGCUUGCCCGUUUGGCCCUGAUGACCCUAUCUCUAAACGGGUGGGUGAGUAUGUGCAACAGUCUACUGAGACGUGGGUGGAUACGGAUCGUAUUCGAGAAUGA
This is a messenger RNA of Penicillium longicatenatum, 1857 nucleotides long. Its product is annotated as beta-glucosidase. The record is from RefSeq and is a predicted model, not a curated record. The transcript has 5 exons. Gene Ontology annotation, biological process: DNA-templated transcription. Lineage: Eukaryota; Fungi; Ascomycota; Eurotiomycetes; Eurotiales; Aspergillaceae. Bases 1 to 1857 code for a protein of 618 amino acids. Gene Ontology annotation, molecular function: zinc ion binding; DNA binding.